UGCCUCAUGAUUAAAAUCGAUACCUCUGAGUGUCUUGUAUGUUAGGUGAGAUACACAUACAAAUAUAGGGAGGUUUCUUAUCUUCUUUUUCAUUUUACCGCCGACUGUAAAUGAAAGGGUACCCGACUUGAAUGCGCUGUUGCCUUCAAGGUGACUUGUCUACUUUCUCUCGGGAUAACCAGUCAUCUAGAAAAAAGUUCUUCAGAAUUUUGAAUUUAGUGACAAGAAAAGGAAUUUCAGACUAUUCAGCAUUUCUGUGAGCUAGAAGUACGACAUGACUACCAAGGUCCGUUGGGUCUUGGGAGUUGUCGUCCUGAUAACAGUUCUUCUCAACAGUGCAUCAGGAUGCCCUAAAAAAUGCAGAUGCUAUAUACGAUCAUGGCUGAUCACUAAUUGUCGAGGGAAGAUUCUGACGUCAUUUCCGGAUAAUGUCGAUAACGCUACAGUUGAGCUUAUUCUAACAUACAACAGGUUGACAGCUCUCCCGCCAUAUCAACUACAGCUACCAAAUCUGACGAUUCUUGAUCUGCAUGAUAACCGGAUCAACAACUUGAGCAACUGUGCUACCCUCAAGGGUCUACGCCGACUGUCGAUUCUGUACUUGUCCAAUAAUUUUCUGGACUCGAUCCCUGAUGGAUGCUUCUUGGACCUGAAAUCACUAAAGCACUUGUAUCUGUAUAACAAUCACCUGCAAAUGUUGACACCCGGCAUGCUGCGCGGCCCCGAAGGACUGCAAUCACUCUUUUUGGGGGAUAACCAAAUAAAGAAAGUAGCAGAUGAUGUUUUCCAAAAUGUCUCAAACGGAUUCAAACUAGACAUUGGCAGAAACAAGAUGAAUGGCGUGCCUGAUGCGGUCAAAGGAGUAAUGGACAGACUUUCAUAUUUGGACUUGUCUAGCUGCUCGAUAUCAAGCCUCGAGGGACUGGUGAGGCAGCCAAACACAUGGAUGAUUUCACUAUGGCUUGGCUCUACCGGUAUUUCAGAAAUUCCCAAUGGCUUCCUAGACAAUUUUCCGGCUCUCGAAGCCUUAUCUCUUUCUGGUAACAAUAUCAGGGUUCUUUCCAACGACACAUUCAGUGGACUUCCACAAAUCAGAACACUAUAUCUCUCUAACAACAAACUGGAACAACUCCCCUCAUCUUUAUUUAACAACAACACGCGCUUACAAUAUCUAUAUAUUAAUAACAACAAAUUGGAACAUCUCCACUCAUCUUCGUUUAGCAACAACGCGCACCUACUUCAUCUGAACCUUAAUAAUAACAAGUUGGUACGCCUUCCGUUAUAUUUACUCAGUAACAACACGAAAUUAGAGUUUCUCUCCUUGGAUUUCAACAAGUUAUCUUUUCUUCCUGAUGGACUUCUACACAUGAACCACGCGCUGACAAGCAUAUCAAUUGCGUACAACCAGCUUGGAUAUCUACAAAACGACACAUUCUUUUACAAUGCCGAUCUCCAAAUAAUAUAUCUGGCUGGAAAUCGUCUCACACACCUACCAAAUGCGAUCUUCAGGAACUGCCGACGCCUAGUUGAAAUAAUAUUCGAGAAUAACUUGAUUACAAGCUUACCGGAGAAUUUAACUGAUGGCUUAAAUAGCCUACAAAUUAUAAGUUUCCCCAGGAACAAACUAAGCAAAGUGCCAAGUAAAAUUUUUCAAAACAAGCCAAGCCUUAAAAUUGUGUUCCUGGGAAUGAAUAAUCUCUCGAGUAUUCAGAUGAGUGGUAGCAGAAGUAUUAAGUUGCUGCUGAUUCACCAGAACCAACUUGUGUCGCUUGACCGCUCAAUGAUAAGGUCAUUUGGAUGGAAUCUAGAAGCCUUAUGGGCAUCCUACAACAACAUCGAGGAAAUACCUGAUUAUACAUUCAUAAACUCUCUCUACUUUCGAUAUCUUGUACUCAGCAACAACAAAAUUCGAAGAAUAACGACUGCUACAUUCUAUGGAGCCUAUUCACUACAAGUUCUGUAUUUGUCGCACAAUCCUAUUAAUUAUAUUGCUGAUCGAGCACUGCCGAUGGGGUUGAGACACUUAUAUCUGCUCGAAACACAUUUGAAGAUUAUUAGUUGCAGGAUGGCAUGGCUUCCAUUUUUUAGUCUGACGUUCGACACGCUAAAAGAAAGCCCACCCGAGCCGAUAACAAACAUGUUAUAUAUGGAUAUGUCAAGCCUUAAUAGGCUGUACCAAGGAUUUGAAAGCGCGGGCUUCAAAUGCAAUAGAACGGCCCUUUCCUGCACUCCGUGUAUGAUUGGGUAUGACCUGACAUACGGAGACGGCCAUCAGUUCCACUGCAGAGAAUGCCCUGCAGGAGGGUUCUACCAGGACUCGUUAGCAUUUUAUGGUGAUCGUCAUGGGUAUGGUAAUGGCUGUCAGCUGUGUCCAAACGGAACAUUUGUAAGCUUGAAGGCCGCCCCGGGAACAUCCGAGAGGGACUGUCUACCAUGCCCUGAAGGCACAAAAAACGACGAUUUUGCUGGGUUCAGAGCAUGCAUAUGCCAGUCAAACUAUUACCGUCUAGACCGGUUUGACGAGUGUCUUCCAUGUCCUGAAUUUGGUGCGGUCUGUUUCAACGAAUCUAUGACUUUAAAAAAUGGUUAUUUCUGGAGCUGGAGAUCAAACGCGGAAAAGGAGCAAUACAUCAACUUCACGAGUCAGCUUCAAAUCUUCAACAACACGUACUCAAGAAAUUUGUCCACAUUUAAUGGAUCUUUCCCUCAGCCACAUCUGUGUCGGCGCGAAGAGUCGUGUCUAGGGGGUCUGGACUCUAACUGCGCCGUUGGUUACAAGGGGCCUUUAUGUGCAGUUUGUGAGGAUGGCCAUUAUCAGUUCCUUACAACUUGCCCUCGCUGCCCUACUCUAACAUGGCUCCUGGUUCAGGUUGGAGGUCUUGUGCUUGUCGUGAGCAUCAUAGCAGUGGUGAUCGCAAAGGGCCGAAAGCGAGCAUCAAAUGGCAAGAGAUCUCUUACCGACAUCAUCCUUGCUCGUCUGAAGAUCCUCGUCUCUUUUUACCAGAUCACUUCAGGUACAUUAAGCGCAUUCUCGUACAUCAAAUGGCCCCCGGCUUUGAUCAAGCUCAGCGAGUAUGCAAGCUUCCUUCAGUUCAACAUCAUGCGCAUUGCGCCUCUUCAGUGCUUUCAUGUAAGGUUCAAGACAGAUGCAUACGGGACUUUGAUAGUUUUCUGCUCGAUGACAGCAAUAGUAAUUGCUAUUGUGUGGAUCUACUACGGUAUAAGAAAGAUCUAUCUGAAGAGAAAAACCUCUUUCAGCCUUAGGGAAAAGAAGGCAGCCCUUGAUGCUACAAAGGAAGUAUGCUACAGGAAUACGUUUCUUUUCCUGUUUAUCACUUACCCACAGACAAGCUCUUCAAUUCUGCAAAUGCUUCCUCAGGCGUGUCACAGGAUUUGCCAAGACAUGGACGGGACACAGUGCUCAUUUUUCCUCAAGGCGGAUUACUCAGUUCAGUGCUUCACAGAAAAGUACAACACGUUUAUGUAUCUUGUGUACAUCCUGUUGCUUUACCCUCUUGGCAUUCCUUUGUUGACGGCGUUCGUACUAUGGAAAUACCACUACAAGGAAAGCAUUAAAACGACUGGUUCUGGAAGACCACGCUCACGUGCCACAGACCAAGAAGAAGAGAAAGACCCAGCAGCUGUGGUAAGUCGAGUUACUCACCAACUUCAACGUCUGGCUCAUUCGAAGACGAAGCAACAAGAUUCAAGUGGUAGUCUCAAAGAAAGAGAAAUGAAAGCGAUGCGCCCUAAGAUCGUAAAGCAAACUGCUUUUGUCAUUCCGUCUGAUGAAACGAAAGAAGAAAGGUACGUCUCUCGACGUACUGGAAUCACAACAAAUAAUUCUGAGAAAAGGCCAUCUGCGGAUGUUAUAGAACAGCUGCAACUUGGGUCCUACGACAUCGGAGCAGAUGCAAGGAAUAAAGACCAAAAGAAAAAGGUCACAAAGCCAAGCAGCAAGUUUGUCAGAGCUGCAGAAGUAGUAUUUGCUGCUAGUAAGACGCGUCGUUCCGGGCGCUCGUUCGCUUCUACCUUGCCAUUGAUUGCAGGGAUGAGUUUCAUUUUUGAGAAUUACGCCGAAGAGUGCUGGUUUUGGGAAGUGAUCGAGAUGAGCAGAAAGCUGGCGCUGUCCUCUGCUCUGGCACUGAUUGGUGCUGAGGGACGAUUAUCGCUUGGCGUAGCUUCCAUUCUGUCAGGUUCGUAUGCCAUGCUCCACGCAUACUUCAAGCCGAUCCCCGACUCAUUCGAGCACUCCCUGCAGUUGACGUCUCUGAUUGUGACGUUCGCCAACACUUGCGUCGGUACGAUGCUCAAGGUGGACCAGGGCGCCCUGCUGGAUGCUGAUCAGAGGUUCAUUGACUCGAUUUUGACUGCAGCGCUUCUUGUGUUUGCUAAUGUACUUGCCACUGUAAUGAUUGUAGUGAAAUACGUGGUGUCAUUUGGACGCGUGUUCGUGUCGUUCUACAAGAAUCCCCGCUGUUCCUUGGGCUGCUGUGUCACGAUGUUACUGACAGCAGGCGAGGUGCAGGAAGAGGCAUUCGGUUUGGAAGAUAAUAAGGGCUUUAAAAUGAAGAGCCAGAUACAGAGUGGGCCAGACUUUGGAGGACUUUCAAUGGAAGAAGCCGUUGGCGACUUGGGCAUCCUUGAAGUAGAGUUGGAAGAACCUGUCGUGGAGCAGACCAACCCGAUCGAUGGAGAAGACGAGGACGAGGAAAUUUUAGAGGAACAGCAGGACGAGGACGCAAAAAGAGUCAAGAGGAAAAAGCGCGUCACCAAGUUCUAAUCUUAACUAAUUUUACUUACUACUGCAUCGCACACACCUAUUCAGAUUAAGAGUAUGUAUUUGAUUAGUGAAUUUAUCAUGUGUCGUUUCUCGAAGGGCAUCAUGGGUAUUGAAAAUAACAUCUUAAUUAUUAUAAAGAGAUCUAUAAAGAGAAUUUGAAUUUCAUUUUCGUUUAUGGGUUCAUGCUGUAAGACAAAGCUGCUUUAUGAGAUGUCAUUAAUUUUGUUACUGAUAAUCGUCCAUAUUAUGAAUGCGUUAGAUAUUGUAGACCACAUCGUUAAAAUCAUAAAACAUUGAUACCAAAAAUGAUGCUGAUGCUAUAAGUGCACAUUGUGUAUUAGAAUUAUGAUAUAAUUUUUAUUUAGGUCAUUUAGAGUGUCUCACGACACGAACAGCCUUUCCAACUCGUUAAGGAAAUUGUUAUAAGUUCAGAUCCUCACGAUUAUGCUUUCAAUUCGUGGUUUAAUUCAACUAAUAUUUCUCAAAAUCUAAAUUACAACUAACUCCGAACUUCAACGAGGAACCAGCCCCUACGGGGGGUCCCAAUCAAACAUCAGGGGCCACAGGGAACCCAAGGAGGGCAAUAUACAUAUUACAACAUCUCCCCCCUUUCAAAACUUCAAUAAAUGUU
Messenger RNA from Nematostella vectensis (starlet sea anemone), 5414 nucleotides. RefSeq lists its product as uncharacterized. The transcript is spliced from 32 exons. Bases 275 to 4783 code for a protein of 1502 amino acids. Lineage: Eukaryota; Metazoa; Cnidaria; Anthozoa; Actiniaria; Edwardsiidae. Gene Ontology annotation, molecular function: protein binding. Gene Ontology annotation, cellular component: extracellular matrix. The record is from RefSeq and is a predicted model, not a curated record.